AAGCGGCCACCAGGUACCACACGGACUCCGCGUCGCGUUCGUGCGUGAAGAGUUCGAGAAGUUUGGCGAAACGAGAGUUCGUCGCGGAAGAGUGGCGGAUUUGAACGCAGCGCAGCUUCCGCGUCUACGUGUGCUAAGCAUCGUUUGCCAAAACGUGUUGAAUCGUGACUGUGGCGUGAUUCAGUUCUCUGCACAGGGAAGAGUUCAGAUUUCAGUGAAUAUAGUUCAGGGAGGAGAAGUGUUUCGACGGUAGUUUAUUGUUUAUCGAUUUCAUAAUCGCGUGUGCAAGCUCGGGAAGAUCGUCGUGACGUAUUAAGUCGAUUCGCGUGUGUUUGAACCGGAUUGAACGUGGAAACAAGCGCACACGUCUGGGCGUCUAGAACUGGUCCCAGUGUAUAGCUUGGGUUGAUUUUGCUUUCUCUCCCCGUUUGUUGCUGGGUUCAAGCACGAAGGAGUCAGAAGCAAACAUUUAUUGAAGCACUGGUUUUUUGCGUUUUGCCGCCAAAUUGUGAAGAUAACAUGAGUGAGUGAAAUUUGCUCAGCGAAACAAAAAAUAAGCGUCACAUUUUGAUGAAACUGCGUCGUGCGUUAAUGAAACCGAAGAAAGUAAGCAACGGUGCAACAGUAAGAGUUUUUUCGUAACAACAGCACCACCCUAUACUAAAAUCGCUUCGAAGGUUUGUGACUCGCCCUUUGUACAGUUCAAGUACCAGUAGUCUAAUUCCAGUAGUAAUUUUGCACACAAACACCCUCAAACUACUAAGGCGGUUUCUGGAGAUCCUAAGACAUGAAACGAAGUUCACUGAAGAGUGCUCGGAAGAACUUUUUCAAAUCGAUGUCCGACCUGGCAUCCGACACGGGCAGCCCGGGAGGAACGAUGAUCGGACCACCUACGCCCCCGACCCGUGGCCUGUUUGGAUCGUCGAAUGCAUCAUCCUCGUCAUCGCUGGCCUCGGCGGGAACGGCAUCGACGGCGAUGACCAGCUCGGCCGCACAGGAGCUCCUCAACAGCAGCACCAGUUCCAGCAGCAAAGUGUCCUCUACCAGCUCCACAUCUACCACGUCUCGUAUGGCCAAAACGUCCUCCACGCAGCGCCUCAUGUCGUCAUCCCUCACCGCCUCGUCGUCCUUGUCCUCGUCCUCCUCAAAACAGUCCUCUUCCAGCUCGUCCAGUUCGGCGGCCGCCAUCAAGCAGGGCCUCGGUGAAAUGCAAAACUCAAUGGCCGAAAUGAAAAACAUGAUGGGUCACUCGACUGCCAGCAGCCAGGUGUCCACGUCCUCCUCCUCGACGAUGUCCGCGUCCUCUUCGUCGAGCCAAAUCAAGAAGCAGCACAUCACCGGAAGCUCGUCCAAUCUGACCGAACUUCAAAAGAGGCUUCGCUCCUCGAUGGACAGCUUGGACGACCCCAACCCGGACUACCAGGUGACUCACCCGGAUUCGGACGGCGAGAUGGGUGGCUCGGUCAUAAUGAUGAAGCCCCCAAAUGGGAUGGUCGUGUCGCAGAACGGCACCAUGAUGAACGGAGGAGGAUCGUCGGUCGUUUCCACCGGGGACACGGUCAAAUUCGAGCAGAAGCAGACCACGUCGGAAUCAAAGACCAAAGUGGUCACCGAUGGGUUCAGCAGCGAGCAGGCAACCGUCAAUUCGGCCUCCAGUAAGAUGCUGCAGGCUGGGGACGUCGAGUAUAAGGAGCAGACGGGCCUGGCCGCGAUGAGCAACACGCUGGAGGUGGAUGGGGUUAAAACGGAGGAGAAAGGUGCCCUGUUGAAGGAAGCACGAUCCCUGAAGAUGGGCGACUUCCAGCAGGCCGAAGCGAAUAACAUUGCGGCGCACAGCGUCAAGGUGUCGAGUGACCACUUCAGUGCGGAGAAGAAAGCCAUCAGCCAGGCCCAGCAGCGGCAGACCGUUACAGCGAGCGGAGUGUUCAACCAGGAGAAGACCGUUUCGUCGGCCACGCAGAGCAAGUUUUCAUCGCACAGCAUGGUCAGCUCGUCUUCGCAGAUGAGCACGCACUCGUCCUCGAUGAACGGAACGAUGACGAUGGGUGAGGACUUUCCGUCGUUUGAGGAUCUGGAGCGGAUUAGUGGCAAUCCGGCGGAGAUCGAGAACGCGAUCCACAAGUACUCGUCGCACAUGACCAAGUACGUGGAGAAUCUGCACAACGGAGAGCAGCUGAAGAAGGCGCCGAAUCUGCUGAACACGAUGAACGAAAUCAUUCGGCGUGCUUGGGCUGUUCCGACUCAUGGCCAUGAGUUGGGAGCUAGCCUGUGCGACACGCUGCGAACGACGGGCGGGUUGGACAUCUUGAUGAAGAACUGUGUAGACUCUGAUUCGGACGUUCAGUUUAGUUCGGCGCGGCUGCUCGAGCAGUGUUUGACCACGGAGAAUCGCUCGCACGUGGUGAAGAACGGAUUGGAUAAGGUGGUGAAUGUGGCCUGUGUUUGCACGCGGAACAACGCCACGGAUCACUCCCGCGUUGGAACAGGGAUCUUGGAGCAUUUGUUCAAGCACAGUGAAGACACCUGUUCGAACGUGAUUCGUCUGGGUGGUUUGGAUGCUGUGCUGUUCGAGUGUCGAAAGAACGACGUUGAAACACUCAGACAUUGCGCCGGAGCACUCGCCAAUCUGUCCCUGUACGGCGGGGCUGAAAAUCAGGAAGCUAUGAUCAACCGGAAGGUUCCGUCCUGGUUAUUCCCGCUCGCCUUUCACCACGACGAAAACAUCAAAUACUACGCUUGCCUGGCGAUCGUAGUCCUCGUAGCCAACAAGGAAAUCGAAGCCGAAGUCAUCAAGUCCGGCACGCUGAACCUCGUCGAACCCUUCGUAACGUCCCACAACCCGUCCGAGUUUGCCAAAAGCAACCUAGCGCACGCCCACGGCCAAAGCAAGCACUGGCUCGAGAGACUGGUGCCCGUACUAAGUUCGAAACGUGAAGAAGCUCGCAACCUGGCCGCAUUCCACUUCUGCAUGGAGGCCGGCAUCAAAAAGGAGCAAGGCAACACCAACAUCUUCAAGGAAAUCGGCGCCAUCGAACCCCUGAUCCGUGUCGCCAGCUCCCCCAACGCCAUCGCCUCCAAGUUCGCAGCCCAAGCCCUCCGACUCAUCGGCGAAGAAGUCCCGCACAAACUGUCCCAGCAGGUCCCACUCUGGAACACCGAAGAUGUCCGCGAGUGGGUCAAACAAAUCGGCUUCACCGAGUACGAGCAGAGCUUCUUCGACUCCAAAGUCGACGGCGACCUGCUGCUCCAGCUGACCGAGGAAAACCUCCACAACGACAUCGGAAUGACCAACGGCAUCCGCCGCAAGCGCUUCGAGCGCGAACUCCAAAACCUCAAACGCAUGGCCGAUUACAGCUCGCGUGACUCGGACGGCAUGCACACCUUCCUGUACCGGAUCGCACCCGAGUACACCAUCUACACGUACGCCAUGCUGAACGCCGGCGUCGAGCUCGAGUCCAUCAAGGACCUUGACGACGACCAGCUGAUCGCCGAGUGCAACAUCAAAAACUCCAUCCACCGAUCCCGCAUCCUGAACGCCAUCAAGAGCAAUGAAAUCAUCUCCACCACCUCAGAAAAAAGCACCGAAAAGAACCUGGACGUGUUCGUGAGCUACCGCCGCAGCAACGGCUCCCAGCUCGCGUCCCUCCUCAAGGUGCACCUCGAGUUGCGGGGCUUCUCCGUCUUCAUCGACGUGGAGCGGCUCGAGGCGGGCAAGUUCGACAACAAUCUGCUGCAGAGCAUCCGGCACGCGAAGCACUUCCUGCUGGUGCUGACCCAGGACGCGCUCGAUCGGUGCAUCGAGGACGGCGAGGGAAAGGAUUGGGUGCACAGGGAAAUCGUCGCCGCCCUUAACUCGGACUGCAACAUCAUCCCGAUCAUCGACAACUUCCAAUGGCCCGAGCCGGAACGCCUGCCGGAGGACAUGCGCGGCGUUUGCCACUUUAACGGAGUCCGGUGGAUACACGACUACCAAGAUGCGUGCGUGGACAAAUUAGAAAGGUUCAUGCGCGCCGAAACCAACCAGCGUGGCAGCCCGAUGGACCACUUCCGCAACCUGCUGAACCGGCCGGCCGGCGACUCGACGCCAACCACGCCCACCAUCUACCAGCGGAUGCACAGCAACGAUUCCGGCAAGAGCAGCGACAAGGAGAACCGUAACUACGAAUGACUAGAGGGGCUCCCGUCGGGCGGUUGUUCUUCC
Molecule: messenger RNA, 4201 nt
Organism: Culex quinquefasciatus (southern house mosquito)
Lineage: Eukaryota; Metazoa; Arthropoda; Insecta; Diptera; Culicidae
Gene: Sarm
Product: NAD(+) hydrolase sarm1
Exons: 9
Coding region: 788-4168 (1126 amino acids)
Biological process (GO): negative regulation of MyD88-independent toll-like receptor signaling pathway; signal transduction; response to axon injury
Cellular component (GO): dendrite
Molecular function (GO): protein binding; signaling adaptor activity; NAD+ nucleosidase activity
Source: RefSeq, a predicted model, not a curated record